AUGAUAUUUGGAGACCAUGGUCCUAACCCUUCUGAAGUUUAUGGGUUUGUAGGAGCCAUUUCAAUUGUUGUUGCCACAGUUAUUUUCAUGGUAUGGGCAUAUGUUCCUGAUCCUUGGUUACAUUCCAUUGGUAUCUUCUACUAUCCUAGCAAGUACUGGGCAUUGGCACUUCCUGAUUAUGCCAUGGUGAUCAUUGCAACAAUCUUCAUAUUCUACAUCGGCCUCAACUUUAUGGCAACUCCACCUCCAUCAUCAUUCAACUCAAUAAUCGAUGAAAACAACAGAGAACCUGUGUGUUUUGAUCCUGUGUUAGAGGAAGAUGAUCGACCCAUUGAGCCUUACUCUGAUAUUGGAAUUGAUCAGAUCAAUGAACUCAUGUUCAAAGACUGGAGAUAAUAGUUACCAAAAAGAUAAGAUGAUUGAUUGUUCUUAAAUGUAUGCAAUUAUAAUUAUUGAAUUUCUAAUGUAUUUGAAGGUUCCUUUCCUAUAUUAUGGAAAUGGUUAUUUUCAUCAUACAAGUGGAUUGAUUGCCCAUAUUUUUACAUGUUAUAUGAUUAUUUUAUGGAGAAUUUGAAUAUAAUUUUUUUCGGGACAUUGCAGGUGU
This is a messenger RNA of Lactuca virosa, 604 nucleotides long. The record is from the annotation of a GenBank genome assembly. NCBI's taxonomy places the organism in Eukaryota, Viridiplantae, Streptophyta, Magnoliopsida, Asterales, Asteraceae.